AUGAAGUCAACGACAGCAUCCCUCAUCAUCACCGCCCUGGCCUCGACGGCCAUCGCCCAGCCUCAUGGCCACCACCAGCACCAGCACCCGGCCCGUGCUGCCCACCAGCACCACCACAAGCGCGACCUCGUCACCGAGUGGGACACCGUCUGGGUCACUGAGACCGUGACCGAGGUCGUCGACGGCACCACCACCGAGUGGUUCACCCCCACCCCAAGCGCUCCGUCGACUACCCUGGCCACCGUAACAUCAUCCGCCGGCGGCCAGUUCUUCGAGGGCUCCUCGGCCCUCCCAUCCAGCGCGCCCCAGGUUGUUGCCCCGCCGCCACAGCAGCAGCUCCUCGUCCGUCUACGUCGCUCCCCAGCCACCGUUGCGCCCGUGGAGUCCCCUGCUCCCGCGCCGGUGGCACCCAAGGUUGAGACUCCCUCUGCCGCUGCCCCGUCCGUCGCGGCCGUCAACACCCCCGCGGCGUCCGCCAACACGGGCUCCACCGUCAACACAAACUCGAACGCCGCCUCUGUGCUGGGCUCCGAUUUCCAGUCCGGAGAUCUGACGUACUACGCCGUUGGGCUCGGUGCCUGCGGCGAGGACGACAGCGGCAAGGACAUGACCGAGAACAUCGUCGCAAUGUCCUCCGCGACCAUGGGCUCGCAGUCCAAUGGCAACCCCAUGUGCGGCAAGACCAUCAAGAUCUACAACAACGCCAACGGCAAGAGCUCGACGGGUGUCAUCCAUGACAAGUGCCCCGGCUGCAAUGCGGGCAGCAUCGACGUCUCGCAGAAGCUGUUCGAGGAGCUCGCCGACCUGGCCGACGGCCGCAUCGACAUCUCCUGGAACUGGGCUUAA
This is a messenger RNA of Diaporthe citri, 846 nucleotides long. RefSeq lists its product as uncharacterized. The record is from RefSeq and is a predicted model, not a curated record. The transcript has 2 exons. Bases 1 to 846 code for a protein of 281 amino acids. NCBI's taxonomy places the organism in Eukaryota, Fungi, Ascomycota, Sordariomycetes, Diaporthales, Diaporthaceae.